AUGGGCAGCGAUAACAUUCUCGCCCCCCUCUACAUUAUAACAAUGGAUGAGGUGGACCAGAGAGAAUUUAUGGCCAUCCUGGUGAAGUGCAUCAAGGGUUGUUUUGGACACAGGGGUGAUGAAGUUCAUGUCUGUCCCAAUCGCAGCACACAACGUCGGAUUGAAGAUGCCCUAAAAGAAUUUAAAGCAAUGAUAAGGACUUUAUGCAAUUUCUUCUCCAUCUUUGGACAAGUGUCCCGGAAUCCAAUAGAUGCACAUGGGACUCUCCCAUGGAAGGACAAUACCGCGACGAUACUGUCUGAAGCAGUUGGGGCACCCAGAGAAUGGAUCAUGUGGCAAACAGUUGAAGUGGGAUUGGAGGGAACAUAUAAAGUCGUUCUGUUCUGUAUGGGUGACCGAGCAUCCAUCUGGCUUUUCAAAAGAAGGGCAAAAGCAGAUGUAAGGGGUCUUUGGCUGAAGGAAAGCAUUUGGCUAGCAUUCAACCUAGAGGAGGCUAAACAUCUAGAGCAGGAACAACAGGAACAAGUAAGAACACCAAGAUGGCCAUUUCGGGCUAGUGUUGCUGAUGAUUCGGCUUCUAUCACUGGAGUCAAUCUCGAGCCAUUAAUGAUGGAAGGACAGGACUAG
Molecule: messenger RNA, 627 nt
Organism: Desarmillaria tabescens
Lineage: Eukaryota; Fungi; Basidiomycota; Agaricomycetes; Agaricales; Physalacriaceae
Exons: 7
Coding region: 1-627 (208 amino acids)
Source: RefSeq, a predicted model, not a curated record